CCUUGGGAAGAUUAAACCAAGUUCUUACUUAAUUCCACCCUUUUAUUAGAAAGGAAAAUGCACAGAUCUUCUUCUCUACAUUUAAGAACUCUCACCUCCAGCUAGCUAGCUUCUCUGUUUCUCCCAAGAGCUCGAAUCCAUUGGUCUAAAAUGGGGAUGGAGAGAAAGCCAUCUUCAUCAAUGGCGGCUAACCUCCUCUUCACUGCUUCUCUAAUGGCGCUUUUAUCACCAGCAUGCCUGGCCCAGACUUCUGCUUCAUUUGACGACAACUUCAGCAAAAGCUGCCCAGACACGAACUUUAAAACCUCUGAAGAUGGGCAGAUCUGGUAUCUCUCUCUAGACAAAGAAGCAGGUUGUGGGUUUGCUACUAAGCAUAGAUACAGAUUUGGUUGGUUCAGCAUGAAGCUGAAAUUGGUGGGUGGUGACUCAGCUGGGGUUGUCACAGCUUUUUAUAUGUGUUCUGAAUAUGAUGAUAAAGGGCCAGGAUGGGGUAGCAGAGAUGAGCUGGAUUUCGAGUUCUUGGGGAACAGAACAGGGCAACCUUACCUUAUACAAACCAAUGUGUACAAGAAUGGCACCGGUGGGCGUGAGAUGCGCCAUGUUCUCUGGUUUGACCCAACCGAGGACUUCCAUACCUAUUCUAUUCGUUGGAACCCACAUAUGAUUGUGUUCUAUGUGGAUAGGGUUCCAAUAAGAGUAUACAAAAAUGCAAACUACACAAACAACUUCUUCCCCAUUGAGAAGCCAAUGUACCUGUUCUCAAGCAUAUGGAAUGCUGAUGACUGGGCAACAAGGGGCGGUAUGGAGAAGACAGACUGGAAAAAUGCACCAUUCGUCUCAACCUACAAGGACUACAAUGUGGAUGCUUGCCGGUGGGAGGAUCCCUACCCUGAAUGCGUCUCCACCACAACACAGAACUGGUGGGACCAGUACAAGUCAUGGCAUCUCUCCGCUGAUGAGCAGGUGGACUAUGCUUGGGUGCUCAGGAACCUUGUGAUCUAUGACUACUGUUCGGACACCACCCGAUAUCCGACUAAGCUUGAGGAGUGUUGGCUAAGUCCGUGGGACUGAUCAUACAGCAUUACAUACGCACAGUCACACCCAGUCCUCCUCGUGUCCAUUAAGCUUAAGCUUUACUAUGUUGGAGUAUAUGGCUUCUCAUCUUUUUUACACACGUUAUAUUGAAUAUCUAUUCAGUUUUGAUCGAGUGUAUAUUGGUGUAAUAUAUAUACUUUAUUUAUUAUUGUUUGGG
This is a messenger RNA of Cuscuta europaea, 1252 nucleotides long. The record is from the annotation of a GenBank genome assembly. NCBI's taxonomy places the organism in Eukaryota, Viridiplantae, Streptophyta, Magnoliopsida, Solanales, Convolvulaceae.